Molecule: messenger RNA, 570 nt
Organism: Oikopleura dioica
Lineage: Eukaryota; Metazoa; Chordata; Appendicularia; Copelata; Oikopleuridae
Source: the annotation of a GenBank genome assembly
AUGAUGGAAAUUAUCAAUAACCCAGAGACACUAAAACAAUUGUCAGAAGAGGAGCAAGAAUCGUUACGAGCGGAUAAUCAACGAAACACUAGAAGAUUUUUAGAAGCGGACAAGAAUCAGGAUGGUCAACUGGAUCGAGAAGAGUUUGGCGCAUUUCUCCAUCCCCACACUGCCGAGUGGAUGCAAAGAUGCCUCGCUAUAGAAGCUCUCGAAGCUAUGGACACAAAUGACGAUAGCUUCGUCGACGAAGAUGAGUUUCUGAAGCACGUGAUUGGAGAUGCCAAAACCGUCAAUGAACAAUGGCUUAAUAAUGAACGGCGUAAAUUCAAGGAGAACCUCGACGUUGAUCCAGCGGAUGGGCACCUCGAUGCAGAUGAACUUAUUCGUUUUAUCAGCCCAGAAAAUGGAAAUCACAUCGAAAUGGAAGUCAGCAAUUUAGUGCACCAAACCGACAAGGACGACGAUCUUCGUUUGUCGAGAGAGGAAGUUGUAAACAACUUCAAGCAUUUCUUUGCUUCUCAGGCGACAGAAUGGGGAAAACGAAUUCUAACCCACCACGAUGAGCUCUAA